AUGGCGUCAACAUUUAGUACACAUGCAGAGGAUGCUUUUACGAGAGUAGUUGAAGUUCAACAAGACACUGAAUUGGAAGAUCUUGAUAUAGAAAGAAAUUUUCAAACAGAAAAGAUUAUUUCAUUCUUGAAAAGAAAAUUGUAUGAGAAGGUUGCCCUACAAUUUCCAGAUGAAUAUCUGAAAUAUUCUUUCAAGAUUGUUAAAAAAAUCCAAGAGAAGCUUAAACUUGUGAAGCUUUUUAUUUUGGGAGACACAACAUAUGGAAGUUGUUGCGUUGAUGAGAUUGCUGCAGAGCAUGUUGGAGCAGAAUGUAUCAUUCACUUUGGGAGAGCCUGUCUUAGCAAAACAAGUCGGCUUCCAGUUCUAUUCAAUUUUGGAGAAAGCUUCAUUGAUGUGCGAGAUUUCAGCAGCAAGUUGAAGGAAACCUUUCCAUCUAAUUCAAGUCCAUUGAUACUUUUCUACGAUGUUUCAUAUCAGCAUGCCAUCGAUGAAAUAAGUAACGUCAUAGAGGAAGAAUACAAAAACCUGACAGUUUCAAAGUUGCUGACUGACGAGAAUAAAGAGAGCUGCCAAUAUUGUUCGGAAAGAAACAUGAUUUCAGACGAGAAAUUAGCAAUUGGAUGUUGUAAUGAUAAAAAUAGCUGUACUAGUGGAGGAUGUCUGGGCCUAAAAGAAUUGAAUAUAGGAAAUGUUGAUUCAACUGCGAGUUGUAGUUGCAGAAAUUCGGAACAAGAGAGUGACAAAGUUCAUAAACGGUUUGGAAGGAUGUUUAUACUGCCCAGUGAAACAAAUUUGGAGGAAUGCAGUAUGUUGUAUAUUGGCAAGCAAAGCUUAACACUCACCAAUCUAAUGAUGUCAUACAAUCGAAAUACGUUUUACACUUACGACCCAAAUAAACGAGUUAUGCAAAAGGAAUCUUUAAAUGUAAACAAAGCAUUGAUGAAGAGAUAUUUCCUGAUGCAAAAGGCAAAGGAAGCUAAAACAGUUGGAAUAGUUGCAGGUACUCUUGGAGUAGCUGAUUAUAUGUCAAUUAUUGAACGGUUGAAAAAUCUCCUGAGAAAAAACGGAAAAAAGUACUAUGUAUUCAUGAUGGGGAAACCAAACGUGGCAAAAAUGGCGAAUUUCAUGGAAAUCGACGUCUUUGUAUUGGUUGCUUGCCCGGAAAACAGUUUAAUAGACUCACAGGAGUUUUAUCGGCCAAUUGUUACACCGUUUGAAAUGGAAAUUGCAUGCUCUUGUGGAAGAGAAUGGACAGGUGAAUACAUAACAGAUUUCAGAGAACUUCUACCAGGUGCUGCAUCUUUUGUUGAUUUUGAAGACAAAGGGCAAAUUGAGAAGGAGGAAGAGCCAGAGUUUUCGCUGAUUUCUGGAAGUUUGAUACACAGAGCUGAUCAUUACAAGAAAGAAAAAGGAAAUUCAACUGAUGUGGUUCUGAAAAACCAAGAAAAUGCAGUUGCAAUGUUUGGAGAAAAUAGUUCAGCUUCCUUCCUAAACACAAGAGCAUGGAAAGGGCUGGAAAGGAAACUUGGAGAAACAGAAAUAGUUGAUGCCAUUCAAGGGCGGACAGGCAUUGCAAUUCAGUAUACUCAUGAGACAAACACUCCAAACAAUUCAGAUAGCAAAGAUUUGUGUAACAACUGA
This is a messenger RNA of Rhopilema esculentum, 1641 nucleotides long. Its product is annotated as 2-(3-amino-3-carboxypropyl)histidine synthase subunit 2. The record is from RefSeq and is a predicted model, not a curated record. Gene Ontology annotation, molecular function: 2-(3-amino-3-carboxypropyl)histidine synthase activity. Gene Ontology annotation, biological process: protein histidyl modification to diphthamide. Lineage: Eukaryota; Metazoa; Cnidaria; Scyphozoa; Rhizostomeae; Rhizostomatidae.